UCAAGAAGAGAGCCUAGAAAACAUCCCUGUGAGAACCCAGGGGCUCCCCCAGGGGCUCCCCCAGGGGCUCCGAAAGCUCCUUGUCAAACGCUCAGGCAUUUUCAGAACCAGCCAGUGGCCGGGCCUCACCAAGCUCUAAGCCAAAUCCAGGAGCUCUGCUGGAAGUGGCUGCGGCCUGAGAUCCACACCACGGAGCAGAUGAUGGAGCAGCUGGCGCUGCAGCAGUUUCUCAACACCCUGCCAAAGGAGCUUCAGACAUGGGCGAGGCUGAGACAGCCCAGGAGCAGCAAGGAAGCAGCAAACCUGGUGGCAAGCUUGGUCCAGGCGUGCGAGGAGAAAGUUUUCCCUGCUCAGGACCCUGUCCUUGCAGAAAAGAAGAACACCAGAGAACACCGAAGGAAGAGCACAGACAGCGCGCCGGCCGUUAGACCUCAGGUGAGCCAGGCUGCCUUCCGACUCAGUUCUCCAGUCUGGGGACCUCUCCUUCCUGAUUCCCAGACCUUCCCUAUCCACUUAAACCAUGAAAGCCUGAUAAUUCCUGGAUUUCGAUCAUUUAGGAGUGUUUCAUUUCAGGAGUUGGUGACUUUCAAGGAUGUGGUUGUGGACUUCAGUCCAGAAGAGUCAACCUACCUUAGUGCUGCUCAGAGGCAUCUCUACCGGGAGGUGAUGCUGGAGAACUACAGGAAUCUGGUGUCCCUGGGGCACCAGUUCCCUAAACCCGACAUUAUCUCACGGCUGGAAGAGGAGGAGGCUUGCGCAGCGGAGGGAGACGGCAGCGCAGUGAUGUGUCCAGAUUUGGAGAAAAAACCUGAAACCAAAGAUCUGACUCCAAAGCAAAGCUUGCCUAUAGAAAAGUCAUCCUCAGGGGCAGGAGUGGAGGAUUUGGAGGUAGGUAACUUAUCACGUGCCCAUGGAGGAGAGUCUUCUCCUGAUCAUCCAUUGGAUUUGCACCAGAUGAACCAGGAGAAACUUUUGAGUCCUGUUAGAAUGAGUGACCCCAAGACCCUUGCUCAGGAAAGAAGCCAUGACAGUGAUGAAUUUGAGAGAAGCUCAGAUCUUACUAAACAGUCAGAGGGUCUUCUAGGAAAGGACCCCCAGAAAUGCACUACUUCUGGAAUUUGCACAAGUCCCCAGCCGGUGGACUGUGGGCCUUUCCUCCAAGAGGACAAACCCAACAGGUGUGAACUUCGUGAAAGAAGCUUUAGUACCCAGAUGGCCCGCGAGAGGCACGAGCAGACCCACACGGGGAAGAAACCCUUUGAGUGUGACCGGUGUGGCGAAGCCGUCUACCUCAUGCCACACCCCACCAGACAUCAGAAGACUCAUUCCGGGGAGAAGGCCCCUGGAUGCAAUGAAGGUGGAAGGUCUUUCAUCCCACAGGCAAAUAUCUGUGGCCUCGUGAGAACGCACAGUCAGGAGGACUACUACGAAUGUUUGCAGUGUGGCAGAGCUUUUGUCCAGGACGUGCAUUUUUUUCAGCAUCUCAGAGCUCAUGAGGCAGAAAAAGCCCUUCCACCUGUGUUGCCCCGCAACAAGACGUACUUAAUUCGAUAUCAGCGGAAACAUGGCUACAUUGGAGAGAGAGCCUGUCAGUGUUGUGACUGUGGCAAAGCUUUCGGUCGGAGUUCACAUCUCAUUCAACACUAUCGAAUUCAUGCUCAACAGAGGCCUUACCAGUGUCAGCUAUGUGGGAAGUGUUUCAGCCGACCCUCACACCUCACUCAACAUUAUCAACUCCAUUCUCAACAGAGAACCACUGAGUGCAAUUACUGCUGAAAAACCUUCAGUCAGAACCUUGUCAACAUCUUUGACUUACUCCUAGAGAGAGACCCUUUGAGUGCUCUGAAUACGAGAAGGCCUUCCACCAGCCCUUACGCUGUUUUAACAGCUGGAAGAGUCGUCGUGGUGUCAUCAGAAAACAGCGACUGGUUACAAGAGUAUAGAACAAGCUUUUUGCAGAAGGAGAGUCAGCACAUGUGUCAGUCACCCAGGAAAAUACCUUACAAAGAAUUUUUUUGUUGUGUAGGAAAGACAUUAAUAGAUUUUGCCCUUCUUUGG
This is a messenger RNA of Camelus dromedarius (Arabian camel), 2058 nucleotides long. RefSeq names its product zinc finger imprinted 2 (gene ZIM2). Gene Ontology annotation, biological process: regulation of DNA-templated transcription. The transcript is spliced from 6 exons. The record is from RefSeq and is a predicted model, not a curated record. The annotation marks the transcript as partial. NCBI's taxonomy places the organism in Eukaryota, Metazoa, Chordata, Mammalia, Artiodactyla, Camelidae.